Molecule: messenger RNA, 1863 nt
Organism: Ambispora leptoticha
Lineage: Eukaryota; Fungi; Glomeromycota; Glomeromycetes; Archaeosporales; Ambisporaceae
Source: the annotation of a GenBank genome assembly
AUGACAACAACAGAUCACUCAGAAUCUACGGCGAUAAAUUUCGCUUUACCACCUUUGCCAAUUCCCCCCGACGACGCUGACGCAACUACGAAACUAUAUCCUAGAGAUAAGCAAAGUAGAAAAACAGAUGCAUACAAUAGGUUGAAUGCAUUAACGAAGCAAAAAUCUUCUCAAGCUAAACUUUCGGAUUUACGGGAAAUACAUGUGGCCGAUUUGAAUAUCGUUCAUCAAAUUUUAUGGACUAAUUUGGUUCUUGCUAAAGAAAAUAAAACUUUCAUCGAUUUGGAAUUUGAUUUUACAAAAGAUUUGGAAAAAUGCGUAUACAAAAACGGGCAAGCUAAUUCUACUUCACCAAAUUUACCCAAAGAUUUUUCAAAAAUUGUCCCUAAAAGAAUCGGAACCUUAUAUGAUUUAUCAGCAAUCAAAGGACUAAACAAAGGAACGUUUCCUAAAUUACCGCCUGAUUUAACAUCCUUGGUGAAAGACGUGGUGGAUGUUAACCUUCUUCAAAACCUGCAAAAACUACCACCUAUACCGCAUCCAUGGAUGUCAAAACUAGAAACAACCAACUUGAUCUUAAAAAGCAUUCCUGAUGAUUUGUUAGUUGACGUCAAAAAAAUCGUUCCUGCUGCAGCUCAAGUAAAUCAAGGGCUCACAAUCAACGAUGGAUGGUUCACAGCAGGAUUAAACUCUGUUGCGAAAUUAAACUCACCAAUCAUAGGAGAUUUUAAUGGUGAUUGGGUUCCUGUCAUUAUAGAUGAUACUAUACUAGUAUAUGAUCAACCUACUAACUCAACAGAUAAGCCUCGGACUGUCUUUGCUAAAUGUGAUAACCCAACAACCGAUUUUUGGGUUCCUUUACUUGAGAAAGCAUAUGCUAAACUUCACGGUGAUUACGAAAGUAUCGAAUGGGGUUUUGCGGCUCAAGGUGUCGAAGACUUGGCUGGUGGAUUCCCUUCAUAUUUCGAUUCUGAUCAUGUUGACAAAGAAUCAUUUUGGAAAGAUCAACUGAAACCAAUUCAAAUUGGAUACGAUUACGCGAUUAAACGCCCACUUGAUUCCUGGCAACAGAAUACGGUUUUUGGACUUUUCCAUUGGCGUAAAAAUAACGUUCAAUAUAACAAAGAAAACCAGCUUGGAGAGAAUGGAUUAUUUUACAAUCAUGUUUAUAUUUUAUUGGGAGCUUACGAUAUUGGCGGAAAAAGACUUGUUAAAAUUAAAAGUCCUUGGACUGGAGCGGAGUGGAAAGGAAACUGGUCUGAUUGGGAUGAUACGAAAUGGAAAGCACAUCCUCAGUUUGCGUUCGCGCUUGAUUUCAAGCCAUUUAAUAAGGAUGGCAUAUUUUUCACUGAUUAUGACACACUAUUAAACCAAUUUCAAACUAUCGAUAAAUGUGAGAUUUUAUCUGAUCAAUGGUAUUUGUCUUCGAAAUGGAUUGAUUUUCCAAUAAGUCCAUCUAAAACACCUCCUCCAAGCUUCGUAUUUGUGAUCAAAGCUAAAUCACAAUCUUUGAAUGACGAUGUAUCUGUAAAGAUUGUCUUACAACAGCCAGAUUCGCGUUAUAUUACUCCCGCGGUUAUUACCAGUCUUAGUUUCGAAAUUUACCCUGCAAGCGCACAAGUUUUAUUAGAUCGAGCGCCGAAGUAUUAUUCUACUGAGCUACGAAAUGUCAGCUAUGAUGGCAAACUAAAGCCGGGCGUUUAUCAGGUCAUCCCUUACGUCACGAUCUAUCAAGGAAAUCCCAACAAUAUCGCAUCUAUUCCUAUUGGCCUCAGAAUUUAUAGUGAGACUACGAUUAAUGAAAAUGAAAACGACAAUAAUUUUAUUGAAGGAAAUGCUUUACCCUAUAUCUCGAAAUUAUAA